Eutrema salsugineum is the source of this 2448-nucleotide messenger RNA. RefSeq lists its product as uncharacterized. The transcript has 2 exons. Lineage: Eukaryota; Viridiplantae; Streptophyta; Magnoliopsida; Brassicales; Brassicaceae. The coding region runs from base 1 to 2448 and encodes 815 amino acids. Gene Ontology annotation, molecular function: nucleic acid binding; RNA-DNA hybrid ribonuclease activity. The record is from RefSeq and is a predicted model, not a curated record. Gene Ontology annotation, biological process: DNA integration.
AUGAAACUCAAUCCGACUAAGUGUACCUUCGGGGUAACUUCCGGAGAAUUCCUCGGCUACAUCGUCACUAAGCAAGGAAUCGAGGCAAAUCCGAAGCAGAUCGAUGCUCUAAUCAAUCUCCCAUCACCUCGCAACACUCGCGAGGUCCAACGUCUUACCGGCCGAAUCGCGGCGCUUAAUCGAUUCAUCUCGCGAUCCACAGAUAAGUGUCUCCCGUUCUAUCAGCUCCUCCGAGGCAACAAGCGUUUCGAAUCGGAUAGCAAGUGUGAAGAAGCUUUCCAACAACUUAAGGAAUACCUCGCCAGCCCACCAAUUUUAGCAAAACCCGAAACAGGCGUAACCCUCUACCUUUACAUCGCUGUGUCGAGCUCGGCGGUUAGCGGAAUCUUAGUCAAAGAAGAUCGAGGCGAGCAGAAAACGAUUUUCUACGUUAGUAAAACUCUCGACGACGCAGAAAAACGUCGUCGUCUUGACCAAUCAAACACUACGAUACUGCACAGCCCGAGCCAGUCAGGUCGCAUGGCAAAGUGGGCUGUCGAGCUGACGGAGUAUGAUAUUGAGUAUCGCAAUAAGACAAGUGCCAAAUCGCAGGUCCUCGCAGAUUUUCUAGUAGAGCUUCCGCCAGAGCUAAUCCAAACCGACUUACCUGAUGAGAAGUGGUCCUUGUACGCCGACGGAUCCUCCUCGUCCCAAGGCGCCGGCAUUGGCAUCCGACUAGAAUCUCCGACGAAAGAGAUAUUGGAGCAAUCGUUCCGGCUCGAAUUUCCAGCCUCCAAUAACGAAGCAGAGUACGAGGCUUUACUCGCAGGACUACGUCUAGCACAAGGAAUCGGGGUCAAAAGAAUCAACGCUUUCUGCGACUCCCAGGUUGCUAACCAGUACAGCGGCGACUACGACACUAGGAACGACCCGAUGGAUUUAUAUCUUAAAGCCAUCAAGAGUAUCACGGAUCGCUUCGAAUAUUUCUCACUCACCAGAAUUCCGAGAAGUGACAACACUUCGGCAGACGCACUGGCCGCUCUCGCUUCAACAUCCGAGUCGCAUCAAUGGCGCAUGAUCCCGAUCGAAAGCAUCGAUUCCCCCAGCAUCGUCUUACCUCGAGGAAUAUGCGCAGUUCGCGAGGUCGAAGCAAACAAAUUAGACGCCAUAGAAUUGCCUCCCCCCGAGGUCGUCGAUGAGCCUGCUGAACAAGAACCAGCAACCGAAGACUAUAGGAUCCAAAUCUUACUCUACAUUACAGAUGGCCAAGUCCCACCUGACCGAUGGGCAGCGAGGCGUUUAAAAGUUCGAAGCGCCAAAUACAUUCAGUCACACGGCGACCUCUAUCGUUGGAGCUCAACCGGCGCACUACUCAACUGUUUGCAUGUUGAGGAGACGCUCGAUGUCAUGCGAGAAACACACGAAGGAGCGUGUGGAAAUCACUCCAACGGUCGAGCUAUCGCUCUAAAAAUCAAGAACCACGACCAUUUUUGGCCGACAAUGCUUACCGAUUGCGAUCGAUUCGUAGCUCGCAGCGAGCAAUGCCAACGACAUGUGCCACUGAUCAACGCACCAGCCGAGCUUCUGGCUGCUUCCUCGCCACCUUAUCCCUUUAUGCGAUGGGAAGUGGACAUCGUGGGUCCACUUCCUCGAUCCCGACAAAAACGAUUCAUGCUUAUCAUCACCGAUUACUUCACGAAAUGGGUCGAGGCCGAAUAUUACGCCAAAAUUAAGGCAACCGAUGUGAAGAACUUUGUUUGGAAGAACAUCAUCUUCCGCCACGGAUUGCCUUACGAGAUCGUCACCGAUAAUGGCCCCCAAUUUAUCUCCGAUGUAUUCGAGGAUUUCUGUGCAAAAUGGAAAAUACGACUUAGCAAGUCAACACCGCGAUACCCACAAGGAAACGAACAAGCCGAAGCAACCAACAAGACUAUCCUCGACGGCAUCAAAAAGAGACUCGAGGAUAAGCAGGGCUUAUGGGCAGACAAGUUAGACGGAGUCCUCUGGUCACAUCGAACUACACCGCGCAGAUCGAUGAAUAAAAUCCCUUUCUCGUUGUCUCACGGCAUGGAAGCCUUAGCUCCCGCCGAGGUCGGUCUACCAACCAUACGCAGAACGAUGUUGACACAAGACGAUAAAAGGAACGGAAGAAUGAUGAAGGAUAGCCUCGACAUGCUCGAAGAGGAGCGAGAUCACGCUCUGUUACGUAUGCAAAAUUAUCAGCAGCAAAUCUCACGAUACUACAACAAACGCGUGAAAGGUAGGCACUUCGAAGCUGGCGUCCUCGUCCUUCGUAAGGUGUUCAAAAAUACCGAAGAAUACCGCGCCGGAAAACUGGGCGCAAAGUGGGAAGGCCCCUACCAAAUCACCAACGUUGUAAAACCUGGCGUUUACGAGCUGAUGACGAUGGAUGGCGAAAUGAUACCGCGAUCGUGGAACUCGAUGAACAUUAAGCGGUAUUACUACUAA